Messenger RNA from Labeo rohita (rohu), 4505 nucleotides. RefSeq names its product nuclear factor, interleukin 3 regulated, member 5 (gene nfil3-5). The coding region runs from base 1068 to 2819 and encodes 583 amino acids. Gene Ontology annotation, cellular component: nucleus. Gene Ontology annotation, biological process: regulation of DNA-templated transcription; circadian rhythm. NCBI's taxonomy places the organism in Eukaryota, Metazoa, Chordata, Actinopteri, Cypriniformes, Cyprinidae. Gene Ontology annotation, molecular function: DNA binding; DNA-binding transcription factor activity. The transcript is spliced from 2 exons. The record is from RefSeq and is a predicted model, not a curated record.
AAGCUGAAGUGUUGAGUACACAGAGGCGUGUUGGAGCAACCGCACACUGCUGCUGCCGUAUAUGUGCUCGGUGUACGGGGUGAGUGUCGUUACGGUGAACGGCAGAAUAGCUAUUUUGACCAGCUCCGUCCCUGUUCGGUCAUUUCGUUAGGAGCGGAGGCUUGUGUAUCGUCAUGAUGAACAAAAACGUGACUAGGCACCCAAAGCUCCGUGUUAUGCAACCGCUGACCUACUAACACACAUUCGAGGACGACGAGAGGAGAAAGUGUGUGUGUGUGUACGUGUGUGUAAGAGAGGAAAACUGGAGCAAAGCCUCCGACAUAACAUAAGGACGGAGAGGGAGGGAGAGAUAGACGGCGAAUAGCAGCACAUUCAGGGAGUCACAUUAAUCGACACAAAGCCGGUGAGUGGAUCACGACCCACGCGGGACAUUUUCAGCCCAGUCUGAAGUUGUAAAAGGAAGAAAGACCAGAAUCGGGACGAGAAACCGCAUCUAGAGGUGCGGAGGAGCGAUUUAUUGAAGAAUACGAGAGGAUUCGUUCGUUUCACGAAAGGAAUGCGCUAUUUCACUUAGAUCGACAACGACUUGGAUAAAACACUGAGCUGAGACGGAUCUGAUGAAUGAUCAACAUCUUUCAAAGGUGCUUGGAAAAAAAAGUUCAUUCUUCAACAGCUAUCCCAGCCUACACUGCCACCUCACCCAUUAAAAAAAACGAGGAGAUUUGCCAAGUCAACAAAUUGAACUGUCUAAAAUCGGAAAGAACUGAAAGCAAGCUCUAUCACAUCUGUCCAAUGACGGUUGUUUUUGUUGCCUUUCAUCUUUUUCUAAUCUUUUUGACCAAUCUGGACACUUGAAAGAUUUGAAGGCUGAUUAAAGUAGGAGGAAAAAGGCAUCAAUCAGAAAUACAUACAGUUCCUCUUUGGAGGAAAAAAAACAGAACCUCAUACGUCAUUGAGCAUACUGACAAUUACGUGUGAUUUGGAAGAAACAAAUACUCUUCAGUAUUACAACAUUUUUCAAUGUCCACUGAGUGCCAGUUAUACAAACUGGCCUUAACAGGACCACAAUGGAAAGCCUGAAUCUUCCUACCCAAAACAGCGGUUCCAGUUUGGAAACAUUAGAGACAUUCUCAAACUACAGUGAGAGUUUACCAUCACCUCAAAUGACCAGCCCUCCACGUCAAGGCCGACUCAUAAAACCAAAACCCAACACGACCUGUCGGCGAAAGCGGGAGUUCAUCUCAGAUGAAAAAAAAGAUGCAUCCUACUGGGAAAAACGACGCAAGAAUAACGAGGCUGCCAAAAGGUCAAGGGAGAAGCGCCGGCUCAACGACAUGGUGUUGGAGAACAGGGUAAUAGCACUGAAUGAGGAAAACGUGAGGCUGAAGACGGAACUCCUGCAGUUGAAAUUAAGAUUUGGACUUAUAAGCUCUGCGUCUUACAUGGAGAAGACCCAGCAGAUCAGCAGUAGUUCAGAGGCAGCGACUAAUGGAGCUAAUGGUACCGGGCCAACUUCCGGAAAUCCAUAUUACUCAAGCAGUGGAUACUCCAGUGCUUCUCAGGUCAUGAUGAACUCUGAUUCCUCAGAGGCUGAGCAGCCAAGCAGGAGCGAACGCCACACGACGUUAUCCAAGUACUCCCCGCGUGGCUCACUGUCUGACAUGUCUGACGGAUCUUCACGGGACAGUCCUGAACCUAUCAACUUUGACAUCAAACACGAGAGCUCUGGAAUGGACAUUAACAGGCUUGAGGCAAGUGUUCUUAAUGGCAUGUUCAAUGGCCAUCAAAGUCUUAGACAACUGGAGAAUCACCAAACGCAAGAAAUGGAGCAGCACGAAGGUGUCAACAGCCCAGCGCCCCCGUCCGCCACGCCCCAAAGAAGCGUCAUCCUCUUUCGUUCCGGAAGCAGCUCGUACCCGGUUGAGAGCCAAAGGGUUGAGGACAUGGAGCAGCAGGUUGCCCAAACGCAACAUAAUGGCCAAAUCACUCAUUUUACUCAAACAGGGUGCAAUCUACCAAUCAGACCUGAUGGUUUAGAGACUCUUUCAGAGGUUGCACAACAGCUAGCCAGGAGGUCUUUGGAUUCACCAAACUACGAAUUCAAGGCGGAUGCCGGGGAGAGCAGGAGGUUUGUCAUACAGCAACAAGACCUGAGUAGAAGUCAGGUUCAAGAGGGCACUCCAAACUCUUUUGCUCCUGAUUUGCUCAACGAGGCUGGAAAAGCCCACGUAUACCAGCGGUCCAAUCCCUACCUCGGCACUCUAAACGAGGAGCCACCAGUGCUAACGUAUGAAGGCUGCCCAAAAGCAGAUGGUUUCUACCAAGAGCACUCCUCCUCAGGCAAGGACACCUCCUCUAGCGAUGGAGACCCACGCAGCUCGGAUAAAGAAGCCUCCACUGAUGAUGAAUCCCCCUCAUCCUCUUCCUCUGAUACCGGUGGAUAUCACGCCAUCCACCAGUCAGCAUCCUCACCCACGAUGGUCGCCAGUGAUGCGUACCAGUACGGAGACAACCAAGGUGAAAUGAAAGGCACUGCUCUGCCACACAAGCUAAGGCUCAAGUACAGAGCACUAUCUAAUGGUGGCUCCCAAGACGUCCUGGCUACGGCGGCCGCUACGUCACCCGAUCACGCUCUGCCUCAGCACCCCUACCUGGCGCUAGCGCAGGUUAACCAGCAGCAAGGCAGCAGCUCUGGAAGCAAGGAGGGGGAGAGCGAGACAACAGAUGAACUUUGCACACAACAGUCUCCUUCCAGAGAGAAGGAAAGUGGGAAGAGGAGCUCAGGAGGACGAGGUAGCAGAAACAAGAAACGUGACUGAAACUGGCACAUCAAAUCCUUUAAUUAAGACGGGACUUGAUAAAUGUCACCUUACCAUCCUUAUAGAAAGAAAAAUGAAAACGGUACCAAUUGCAUGAAAGUCUAUUGCUUAUACGUAACAUCAGCAACAAGAAAGUAACUCGUUGUGUUCUUGGUCUGUUUAUCAAGAGCAAUUCUGUGACCUUUUAAUGCAGCUCUGUUCUCUUACUCUCUUUCAUAAGCACUUAAAUGUAACUCGAAGAAGUUGCGAAGAGGAAACUGAGCUCUUUCAAAUGAUCUCUUUCCUCUUUCAAAACAAACCUACAAAACUCUGUAUAGCAACCUUUGAAUUUACCUUACAUGUUUCGUAGCUAAAUCGAUGGGUAGUCUCUGAGCCCAAGUAGUUUGCGCCACAAGUUCAUGGAGUUCAUCUCCCUACUGAUUUCAGGAGGAAAAACCUCAGCAGAUUUAUGCCUGUCUCUCUCCUCUGCCUUCAGACUUUAGCAUUAUUGAAGCACUUGGAUUAUUAUAAUACUGUGACAUGACUAAACAUAUCAUAUUUCAAUAUAUUUUAUGAAAAAGGUGACAUGUCAAUCUUCAGGAGUAGAAAAGUGGGAGAAAGACUACGAACACUGUCUACUUCUUACUGUAUAGUCCUUUCCUAAUGUUCAUAUCUGAUGCUUCCAUUAUAUUUUUGAAAUCAUCGUAUUUAUGUCCCCGUAUCACACCGUUCGAGAGAACGUUCUCUUCAUAGUGUUUCAUUCAUAGGUCAAGGUUAACCGGUGGAAAAAUCACCUUUUGUACAUCACAUUACUAUAUUGUAUCACUGUAAAGGAGCCUGAUGGAUCGACCCUCUCCAAAGGUCACUGUGACCAAUCAUUUUUUGAAAACGUUCACCUGACAUUUAGCCAAAUUAGAGUAAAAGCCCUUUCGGAAACGUCAAGGCGGCCGAAUUAAUAUGCGAACUGUACAAAGUGUAAGAUACAUCAUUGCCGUCUCAAGAUGGUCGUUGUGGUCAGGUUUCAGAGACGCCUCACAUGCUACCUCAUGAGAAGAAACGGUUGAGGUUACGUAGAACUGGAGAGUUUCUCCUUUGGUGCGUGUAGCCCAUUGCAUCAUCACACCCAUUAACUGUUGCGUAUAAACGUUAACACACGGUAAAAUGCUGCAGCACACGACUAAGUGUUACCUAGACACAAAUUCAGUCCCACUAGUUGUCUUUGUAGAAUUUACCACAGCUGAAAGCUGCUUCUGCACUGAAUUUUUUUCAUCAGAUUUUAUACAGUCUGUGUUUAUUGUUCCCAAACAGGUGCCUGGCACUGGCCAUUAUGUAAAAAGUGUACAGACAAAUUCUCUCUUUUGAGUAUUUUAAGUUUGUAUCAAGUUUAUUUUGGCAUUCUAUAAUAAUAAUUAUUAUUAUUAUUAAUAUUUUAUUUUAUAUUCCAAUGCUAUUAUUCUUUUUCGGGUUAAUAUUUCUCGUGUCUGUUGUCUGUUCACCUCAAUGUGAUACAGUAUGUAUGUAUUUUCAUGUCCUGUUCAUCUAUUUCACCUCUGUACCCUGGUGUAAUUGUGUGGUAUUUACUGAAGUUUUAAGAAAAAAAAAAAAAAGAAAGAUGUUUGUUAAAAGAGGUGGGCGUGCCUAUCCAGGUGCUCAGAAUGACACUAAAGGAGUGGAAAGCAAAAUAAAACAUGUUGUAUGUUCAAUUUA